Molecule: messenger RNA, 1697 nt
Organism: Perkinsus marinus ATCC 50983
Lineage: Eukaryota; Perkinsozoa; Perkinsida; Perkinsidae
Product: chloride channel, putative
Exons: 12
Coding region: 6-1697 (563 amino acids)
Biological process (GO): chloride transport; transmembrane transport
Cellular component (GO): membrane
Molecular function (GO): voltage-gated chloride channel activity
Source: RefSeq, a predicted model, not a curated record
GUGUGAUGCCUUCAUCUGCAUCAGCAUUACCACCAUCUACCACACAUCUACCCUCAGAGGUGUCAGGAGAUGAUACUCUCGGCCAUAGGACUCGGCUAGGUGUGAACACUGCUAUUGGUGGGCCAAUGCGUAGCCCCAUGCAUGGUGAUAGGAUGGGGGGUGAUGAUGAUGAUGAGGGUUCUCGUGUGUGGGUAUCUGAGCAACUUCCUACCAUCCAGGAGGGUAGAGUGUCGUCGAUGAGCUUGCCAGUCUCACAAUCGAGCUGUACGUCGCAUCACAGCAACCAGGGCUCCCUCCAGCCACAACAACAGCAGUCACAUCUAGUAACACGAGGUUCAGUCGCCUCAGUGGUGUCAGCCUUGAGACGAGGCUCUAAUAACUUCUUUGCUGAGCAUGCAUCACAUGGCAGUGAUGGCAGUGAAUGGGAGAAUGCUCUAUCGGCCGUGGCUAGAAGGAGGGCCUCUUUGAAUCUGCCAGUACAGCUAUCAGAUCAUCAUCAACAACAACCUUCGACGGGCGGGUACGAUGGUGUUGAUACGGCCCAGGCAAAGGAUGUGGGCCAUCGACCCUCCCUCUCUGCUACUGCUACCACACCGCUCAUGCAUGAGGACCCUACAGCGGUGCAACAACAAGCUGAGGGCGGACACGAUGAGCACCGUUGUAUCGAUGGAGGGACACACAGCUUUGUGAAGUAUAACUUGGAUACGCAGGAGUGGGUGAUGAUCGACCCUCGUGCACCGCCAGAGGUCACACCCUAUGAUGCUAAAGAGAAGAGGGAUCAUAGAAAAGAAUGGGAGAGACUGGAUGCCGACACUCUAAGCCAUCUGUUGUCCGAGGGCAAGCUGAUGCCCAAACAGCCAGGGAAGAGUGCUUACCGCAAGCUAUGGCUCGUCAUCAUUCUCACCAGCGUUCUUAGUACGCUCCUCUCAGCUAUAAUAGAUGCAGCUGUGAAAGUGUUAGUGUCAUCGAAGGAUGGGCUAUCUCAAUGGUUGAGUGUUGUCGUCGAUGUCCUCUUUGUUCUAUCUGCCCGUAUACUUAUGAUAGCCCAGCCCUUGGCAGAAGGGAGUGGUAUCCCUGAAUUGAAGUGUGAACUGGGCGGGGCCAGCCAUCUACUAGGUUUCUUCCGUCCUAGCGUAUUAUUAGCCAAGUCGAUGGGCCUGAUUCUUUCCAUAUCUGGAGGCCUACCAGCAGGAGCUGAGGGCCCUAUGGUGCACAUAGCUGCUUGCAUUGGCUCAUCUUUGUUGAGGCUGCCCUUCUUUGCUACUGUACGGCAAAUACCCAAUACCCGGCGACAAGUCCUAUCAGCAGCUGUUGCCACCGGUGUUGCCGCUAUAUUCCGGGCUCCUAUUGGUGGUGUGCUUUUCGCCUUGGAGGUCACAUCCAACCACUUCUUCAUCAACACGUAUUGGAUGUCCCUGGUAGCAUCGGUUAUUGGAUCAUUUGUGUUCGUAUGUGUGAAGACCUCCCCCCUGCUUGGUCUACGGCCCUUCAUGUUUAGUGAUCUCAACUUCUCUAACUAUGAGUCCCCACUUCGUGUCAUAGGCUUCGCUGCCUAUGGGGUCCUCCUAGGUCUGCUUGGUGGUUACUUUAUCCGAGCCUUUGCACAUACAGGCCGCCUUCUGGCAGAUCUCCAGACAUUCUGGGCGAGGCACUUCGGCCGAAAGCAUGUAGUAUCCACUGCGAAUUCUCUUGAAUAG